Camellia sinensis is the source of this 820-nucleotide messenger RNA. RefSeq lists its product as uncharacterized. Gene Ontology annotation, biological process: mRNA processing. Gene Ontology annotation, cellular component: nucleus. NCBI's taxonomy places the organism in Eukaryota, Viridiplantae, Streptophyta, Magnoliopsida, Ericales, Theaceae. Gene Ontology annotation, molecular function: phosphoprotein phosphatase activity. The record is from RefSeq and is a predicted model, not a curated record.
GCCCCUUGAAACCUAUUUCCUUGGUUGGGUUGAGUUGAGAGUUGAGUAGUAGAGAGAGAAUUGUGAGUGUGAUGAGAAGAGGAAAGCAUGAUGAAGCUUCGAUACGCCAUGGUUUGUUCAUCGAAUCAGAAUCGAAGCAUGGAGGCUCACUCUCUCCUCAAGAGAGAAGGCUUUGAGGUCUCCUCAUACGGAACCGGAUCGCACGUUAAGCUACCUGGACCUUCCCUCAGAGAACCCAACGUCUACGACUUCGGUACUCCUUACAAGCAGAUGUUCGACGACCUCCGCCGCAAAGAUCCCGAAUUAUACAAGCGCAAUGGUAUAUUACCAAUGCUUAAGAGGAAUUCAGCUGUCAAACUUGCACCACAGCGUUGGCAAGACAAUGCUGCUGAUGGUUACUUUGAUGUGGUGUUCACAUUUGAAGAAAAGGUUUUUGACAUGGUUAUUGAAGAUCUCCACAGUAGGGAUCAUGUUCUAAUGAAACCGGUGCUGGUGAUAAACUUGGAAGUGAAAGAUAACCAUGAGGAAGCGGCCAUAGGAGCUCGACUUGCUCUUGUUUUGUGCCAAGAGCUCGAAACAACUGAAUUUUGGGAAGAUUCAAUUGAUGAGAUCGUGGUUAACUUUGAGAGGCAGCAUCGGAGGAAGCUCUUGUAUAGCAUAUCCUUCUAUUGACAAUGUCAUGUAUACGGCAAUGUAGAAAAUUGUUUGUACCUUUCAAGAUCAAAUUUUAGUCUUCGUUGACAUUCUGGAUUUAUUUUUCCUUUGUAUAAUGUCAUGCUUUUGAAAAUGUUUGGAGGGAAUAUUUUUUUUCCCUGGAUUA